Molecule: messenger RNA, 1976 nt
Organism: Thermothielavioides terrestris NRRL 8126
Lineage: Eukaryota; Fungi; Ascomycota; Sordariomycetes; Sordariales; Chaetomiaceae
Exons: 2
Coding region: 294-1538 (414 amino acids)
Biological process (GO): biotin biosynthetic process
Cellular component (GO): mitochondrion
Molecular function (GO): biotin synthase activity; 2 iron, 2 sulfur cluster binding
Source: RefSeq, a predicted model, not a curated record
GUCUUGAGCUUCCCUUUUACCCCCGCGCCCGCCGCCUUCAUCGCUGCGGUUCCAUUUCUCUGCCUUUGAGUUUGCAGUCGUCGAAGGUUUGAGUCACCCCGCGCUGGAGAUGAUUGACCCCACAUAGGGCUGCGUGUUGAACGUGGGAUGCCGCCUCCUGCAUUUCUGUUGCGUUUUUUGCCCCAACAAAUUGAGAGCUAAGCAGGCCCCGCUUGCACCCAGCUCAAAGUUACGCCGUACUUUCAAACUACUUCCCAGUUCUCACAAUUGCUGCUUCAGCACAGCGCCACAACAUGAGAGUUUCGCUCCCACCGGUCUUGCUGCGGGCUGCCCGCGCGCAGCUGGCCCCUGUCGCUCGUCUUGGCAGCUCCGAGGCCCGCAUGUCAACAAUUGCCGCGGGGCAGACCGUUCCAUCGCCAGGAGCCCCUCCCCCGCCAGCUCCUCAACAACCACACCACCAAGCGACGACACCACAGCAGGAUGCAGAACGCCAGCGCAGAGCCAGGCGAAUCCUGCGGGAAGCCGUCGCGGCGACGGCGCCGAGGCACGACUGGACGAGGGAGGAGGUUUCGGCCAUCUUUUACCAACCGUUGAUGGAAUUGGCGUUUCAAGCUGCCACUGUUCAUCGCAGAUUCCACAACCCCGCCGAAGUCCAGCUUUGCACCUUGAUGAACAUCAAGACCGGCGGCUGCACCGAAGACUGCUCUUACUGCGCCCAGUCAACCCGCUACCAGAAAGGAACCGGCCUCCAAGCCAAGCGCCUCGAGACGGUCGAGUCCGUUCUCGAAGCCGCCCGCAUUGCGAAAGAGAAUGGCAGCACACGGUUCUGCAUGGGCGCGGCAUGGCGCGACAUGCGCGGCCGCAAGAACAGCCUGCGCAACAUCAAGGAGAUGAUAUCCGGCGUGCGGGCGAUGGGCAUGGAAGCGUGCGUGACGCUCGGCAUGAUCGAUGAGGAGCAGGCCAGGGAACUCAAGGAAGCGGGGCUCACGGCGUACAACCACAACCUCGACACCAGUCGCGAGUUCUACCCCAGCAUCAUCUCGACUCGCACCUACGACGAACGGCUGAAGACGCUCGGCCACGUCCGCGACGCCGGGAUCAACGUCUGUUCCGGCGGCAUUCUGGGGCUGGGCGAGACGUCCGAGGACCGCAUCGGCCUGCUGCACACCGUGGCGACGCUGCCCAGCCACCCCGAGAGCUUCCCGGUCAACGCGCUCGUGCCCAUCAAGGGCACGCCGCUGGGGGACCGGAAGCCGAUCGAGUUCACCAGCAUGCUCCGCACCAUCGCCGCUGCCCGGAUCCUGAUGCCCGCCACUAUCAUCCGCAUAGCCGCGGGGAGGAAAACGAUGCCCGAGGAGCAGCAGGCGCUCUGCUUCAUGGCGGGGGCCAACGCCAUCUUCACCGGCGAGAAGAUGCUGACCACCGAGUGCAACGGAUGGGACGAGGACGCGGCCAUGUUCGGCCGCUGGGGUCUCGAGCCGAUGAAGAGCUUCCAGAAGUCGCCGGCGCCGGCCGGCGACGUUGCGGGCCGGGAGUGAGGGUUUACCUGUCUGUGAAGUGAAGGUCUCCCAAAAGGGUGGUUGGGAUGGGGAUGGCUUCUCUCGCGGUCCGUCCCCCCCAGGACACCAGCUUUGCGCUUCAAUGCCAAAGCCCUGUUGUCAUGUAACCUCCAUCCCCAUCAUUCAAUAUGCUCCUGUCUUGUCGUUGCUGUCUUCCACCGCGCCACUGUCUUUCCAUCGCAGCCGUCGCCUCCCGCAUGCGAGAUCCUUCGUAGUGACGGGAUAGGGAGGGAUACGUUCUUGUCGCAACCCUCCCUACGUAACUCUUCUCCCUCGUAUCGUUCGGCGCCAGUUAAGGGGCAAGCGGCGGAAUGCACGACAAACCAUUCCAGGCUUCCCGCCUUGUCUCUACCUAACUACACAGUAACCUGCACCACCCGAUCUGAGCUGAGCAGCAAGCGUGAGCUUCACCUGCGA